UUUCGUUUUCAUUUCCCGGAAGGUUCGAAUGUGAAAAUAUUAGGAGUUUUAUUUCUUCGAAAGUUACAUCCUGUUCGUUCUUUAUUUAAUACGAAGUUCUGGGAGAUCUCACAUGCAGUGUGUUUCAUUUUUCAGACGAGUUACAUGGGUGCUUUUUAAGAAAUAAUCUAAUUGUUUACAAUCGAACAGAUAAAGGACAUUUCCAUGGAGAACUUUCCCCCGUCACCUUUGGUCAAGCAAGAAAACAGAUCGAACACUCCUCCAUCCAUAACGUCCGGAAGGCAAGUGAACAUUCCUCUCAGUGUGCAUCACUCCCCCCCUAAACAGCUUCCCUUGCACAGCCCUCCCAUGCAGGAAGACCUCUGGCAUCUACCUGGACGUCUGCGAAUAAACCCAUCUCUGUGGGACAAGGAGGACGUUGGCCACUGGCUCCGUUGGGCUCAGAGGGAGUACUCACUGAGGCGACCUGAGAAGGGACGCUUUGAGAUGAACGGUCGUGCCUUGUGUCUGCUCACCAAGGAGGACUUCAGACGACGCUGCCCCAGCUCAGGCGAUGUUCUGUAUGAGAUUCUACAGUGUGUAAAACAGCGAAGGAGGAGUAUUGUCAAUGACCUCCCAAAUUCAUCUCCCUCCCUGGCAACUGGACCGAACCAGAGACCAGUCAACUGCCAGAUACCCCCUCAGAGUGUCCAAGAGCCCCAGCUUCCCACAGUCAGCCAAGUUUCGGCAGCUGCUGUACCAACUGUGAUCAACCAGCCUGAGCACAUGUCAGCUCUUAGAGAUCGACCCUUGAUUGUUUACACAUACCCUGCUCAACUCACACCUACUAAGGCUGUCUCUGAAAUGCCCCCAAACAAAGUUCGGUGUCCUGUCCAAUUAGAGACCGCAAAGGAGCCGCUCAACUUGUCCAGUCGGGAGAAGCCACGGAGCUCAGUGAACCACGCCAAUGGCCGCAUCCCAGAGUGCAGACUGCUGUGGGACUAUGUGUAUCAGCUGCUGUGUGAUGAUCGUUACCAAGAAUACAUCCGAUGGGAAGACAAGGACAGCCUUGUGUUUAGGGUGGUUGACCCCAACGGCCUGGCUCGUCUCUGGGGAAACCACAAGAACCGAGACAAUAUGACCUACGAGAAAAUGUCCCGGGCUUUGCGGCACUACUACAAGCUCAACAUUAUCAAAAAAGAGCGAGGACAAAAACUUCUCUUCAGGUUUCUGAAACUCCCACAUGACACAAAGAAACUACAUAUUGACCCAGUUGAGUUGCCUGAACACACUUCACCUGAGGAGACAGCAGACAGUAGUCCUACACACGAGUUCAGUGAGGACCAUUUUGAGGUUUCACCUGAUCGUGCUUCUCCACAGCAUCCUCCAUAGGAAAUUAACCAUGGAUUGAAUUUCCUAAAUACAAUACAAAAACACAGUGAUUACAGAAUAAAAUGCACUUUUAAGUGUAUAUUUUAAGGAUUUGUUUACUAUUAUAUUGCAUUCUAAUUUUAUGUGAAUCAAUGUACUUAACUGUGAUCAAUAUGAACACUAUUUCUAAGAGACAAGUAAAAAGAAGCUGUGAAAGAAAUCACAGCUAAGAUGUUUUAGGUUUGCUCAACAUAUUCUGAAAAACAAAGAUGCACUUACAUUAAAAUACAAUAUAGAUCUUGUAGUAAGUUGUGGAUAUUACUAGGAUGUCUCGUUUGUUGCAGACUGUUGUUUAAUGGGAUAAGACAAGGAAGAGUUAUUUUUCGUGUUGGAGGUAAAAUGCCAGUUUAUACAGUACAGUAGUUUAUUGUAAAAAUAAUAUGAUUAUUCAACCUAAAGACAGUGCAUUAGUGAAGUUUUAAAUUGUUUUUAGCCUAUUGGUUAAUAAUUGCUGAUGUUUUCCUGCUUGAAUAAAUAUUGUGUUAAGCACUUUUUUUAUACCAUGGUACCUGUUACUCCUAAAGCUCAGGGGUUUGGAACGAGUGAUCUUUUAUCCUGCCAUACAAAGUGUGACCCAUUUUGUAAUGUGUGGCUUCUUUGAACACCUGUUAAGGGGAAUGGGACAGUCCAAUUAUGGAAUCAAAUCUGGCUGUUCAGCAGCUCAGCCUUUUGCCAGAAGUGGUUACCACAACACACAAUUAACAAUCACUAACUUCAACAAGAUUAUGCACUCAAUCUAGUAAAAUAAAGUUGGUUAAAAAUGUGUCUUUUUAUGUAUGAUGUUAAACAAAAUAAAAGCAUAACCUUUAGGAUGUGUGGUUUGUUGUGAGACUUGUAUUUACAGCCUUCACAGCUAUGCAAGUCCGGUGUAGUGGCAUUAAAGAAAAUGAAUGUA
Messenger RNA from Eleginops maclovinus (Patagonian blennie), 2305 nucleotides. It is a transcript of the gene etv7, whose product is annotated as ETS variant transcription factor 7. NCBI's taxonomy places the organism in Eukaryota, Metazoa, Chordata, Actinopteri, Perciformes, Eleginopidae. The record is from RefSeq and is a predicted model, not a curated record. The coding region runs from base 205 to 1371 and encodes 388 amino acids. Gene Ontology annotation, cellular component: nucleus. Gene Ontology annotation, molecular function: DNA-binding transcription factor activity, RNA polymerase II-specific; sequence-specific DNA binding. The transcript has 9 exons. Gene Ontology annotation, biological process: cell differentiation; regulation of transcription by RNA polymerase II.